GCUGUCGCUUUAAGACCGAUUUCCCCCCAUUGUCAGACAGUCGUGAGCAGGAAGAGGGAAACGAAAGCAGAGACUGAGGGGGCCCGACGUAUUUAACCCACGAUGCUGCACAAUAACGGUGUCCGCGGCUUCAUGUGGAGGAGCGCGUCCGACAGCCGCUCACUUCACACCGCACACACGCACGGACACGGAGAUCCACGCAAGUGACCUUUCAGACGGAUCGGCCGUGUUUCGAAGCCAAGGCAUUGCUUAAAGUGGCUGCAGGAUGAUAAAAUACACUUAAGAGAGAGAUGGAAGUGUCACCGCGGUUGGUGUAGUGCCUCAGGAAAUGAUGACAGUGUCCUCCAUCACCGCUUAGCAGCUUCGAGCGAACAUUUCUUGUCUUGCGGCCAUUUCGACUGGCCUAUUUAAUUAACACACACAAGCCAAACCGAGGUGUAUUUGGCUUGUCGGAGGCUGUGGGAGCAGGUGCAGCGCGCCUCGGCUCCAGUCUGCCCGCAGGCACCUUCACAGGUUGCUGGCUGUGGACUCCGAAACCUAAUCUGGAUCAGGUUGGACAUCAUAUUUCAGGAAUGACAUCCACCGUAGAGAGGAAGACACUGGAAACCAACGAGGAACCGGUGGAUGAGGUCCUCCAGAUGCCGCCAUCUCUGCUGACAUGCGGCGGCUGCCAGCAGAGCAUCGGAGACCGUUUUUUCCUGAAGGCCAUAGAGCAGUACUGGCACGAGGACUGUCUGAGCUGUGACCUGUGUGGCUGCCGGCUGGGGGAGGUGGGCCGCCGGCUCUACUACAAACUGGGAAGAAAACUGUGCCGGAGAGAUUAUCUCAGGCUUUUCGGUCAGGAUGGUCUCUGUGCUUCCUGUGAGAAGAGGAUCCGUGCUUUUGAAAUGACCAUGCGGGUGCGGGACAAAGUCUACCAUCUGGAGUGUUUCAAGUGCGCUGCGUGCCAGAAGCAUUUCUGCGUAGGUGAUCGCUACCUGCUAAUCAACUCGGACAUUGUGUGUGAGCAGGACAUCUUUGAGUGGACCAAACUCAACAGCAAUAAUCUGGUUUAAAGGAACAUAUUGUUGAAUACGAGGGAGCUGCCUUUUCCCAUUGGCUUUAAAAGGAGAAAAAACAUAAACCUGCCUCUUGCAGGUUUUAUCAUGCAUCUCACAUUCAUGAGGAAUCACACAGAAAGUGGGAGAUUACAUCCCUGCAAUGCUUUCUGCUGGAGACUAAAGAAAACUGCACCAGCAUUUUCCAAAAAGCUUCUCUUUGGAUGCUUCAUCCUUUAAUGCAAAAACUCUGAAUACAUGUAAACAUGCAAUAACAGCCAUUUGUGAUAUACACUGGAAUUUAUAAAUGUAAGCAAUGAACAAAUACAAAGUCAAUUUUCUCAUUGUCAGACACUGUUCUAUCACGCCAGCCUGGCCUGAAAUAACCAGGAUUUUUUUUCUUUGUCAUAUUUUAAAGGUGCAAAAUUUCAAAGUGAUUUUAUAUGAAUGACAGAGAAUGGAAAGAAAGCAGGCAUCGUUCUGUAUAAUUAUUGCUUUCUUGAGUGUAUACAUGCAUUUGUGUAUGUUCAUCUGACCUGCUUGGCACUGAAAAAAGGCCUUAUAUUGAAAUGACAGUAGUGAAUUAUAGUUGAACUAAAAUUCUACAUUUCCCUAAAACUCCUACCUAAAAAAUGCGAGUCUGCAACUGUUAUUUUCAACAAGCUGUGUGUCUUGAUUAAGUGUUUGGUAAUCUGGACAAACAGCGUAAAAUAUGACCAAAAUAUUCCCAAACCACUUGAAAUGUCUAUUUUGUCCUAAAAGCCAAGAAAUUAAGUUUUAGAUCAUGCAAUACAAAGAAAUCACGAAAAUAUGUGCCAUUAAAAAACAGGGAUCCUGUGGAUUUUAGUUAUUGUUUCUUGCAACAUAAAUGUAAUGAUCAGUUUUCAAAAUUGAUUUUAUGAUUUAUUGUUGAUCAGUUAAUUAUUUAAUAAUUUCAGUUAUAAAUUGCAGACCUGGAAAACCUUUACUAUUUUAACAUACAGUAUUAAAUGGACUGUAGUGUCCAUGUUAUGCUUAUGAUGAUGCUGUAUUUCCAGGUCGAACUGGUGGCGCCCUCUAGUGACCAGGGAAACCAAUGCAAUACUAAUUCUUGACUUUGGGGCUGUUUUCACUUGUUUUUGUAAUUGUAAUAACUUACUAGACAUGCACCCAAGACUUUAUAGAUAUUUACUUGUCAAUUUAUUAAAUAAAUUACAAUCUAAUCAAAUUAAAAUAUUUUUCAGUGUUUUCUAUGGGGAUUGCAAUAAAGACAUGAGUAAUAGGAUGCUUUUAAGAGGAAUAUUGAACAAUUACACACAUGUAGCCUUAUAUAGACAAAUGACAUGAAAGUGUGUCACAG
Molecule: messenger RNA, 2376 nt
Organism: Sphaeramia orbicularis (orbiculate cardinalfish)
Lineage: Eukaryota; Metazoa; Chordata; Actinopteri; Kurtiformes; Apogonidae
Gene: lmo2
Product: LIM domain only 2 (rhombotin-like 1)
Exons: 3
Coding region: 573-1055 (160 amino acids)
Biological process (GO): positive regulation of transcription by RNA polymerase II
Cellular component (GO): nucleus
Molecular function (GO): DNA-binding transcription factor binding; transcription coactivator activity
Source: RefSeq, a predicted model, not a curated record